Messenger RNA from Prorocentrum cordatum, 765 nucleotides. Lineage: Eukaryota; Dinophyceae; Prorocentrales; Prorocentraceae. The record is from the annotation of a GenBank genome assembly.
AUGACCGCCAAUGCCCGCACGUCGGCUUUGAUACGAAAAUGGAUGCAGGUGCACAGCAUAUGCCCCAUAUGUGUACGCGUGCUCAAGUCUGUAUUUAAAAACGCAUGGCGUGAGAUUUCUCUUCCAUGCAGUGCCGGAGCUGAGCUUUUGAGGAAGAGCCCGAUUUUCCGCGCGCGGGAUUGGUGGGAGCAGUAUAAACAUGCCAAAGAAUACAAGAAACCGUUGCGAUUGAGUAUGGUCCAUGCCACUGGAGGCAAUUUCUCUCACUGGGAAGAUGUAUUUUGUGAUUAUUUCGGCGUCGAUUGGAGGAGUGUCCGCGACGGUUACCAUUCCCUACAGGAGUGGAUGCGGCAUUUCGGGGAGUUCAGCGCGUGGAUCUGCCGCCAAUGGGGACUCCCGGUCGUGGGGUGCGUUCGGGCGACAACGGAGGCGGUCGUGCAGGACUACCCUCCACCCAAACGACUCCGGGCGAAGAGAUAUACAUUGGAGGAACUGCCAGCAACACAUGCAGCCAUCAACUUCCACGAUGAGCCGAUCAACUGGGAGGCCGGCGCAGGUCGUUUCAUCAUCAUCUGUGAUUGUCAACCUUUAGUUGACGUCAUCAUGGGUACAUCCUCCCGGACGGCUCCGACCACUGCCGCAUCGUCAACCGUAUUUGCACCCGUUGGGCAACGCUAUUCGACAAAGGCGUCUUGCCCCACCAGUGCCGUGCGGAUCCUGUCGUGUGGAGGCGCCGCGAGCUCAAUGUGGAAGCAGACCACCUAG